This is a messenger RNA of Prunus armeniaca (apricot), 219 nucleotides long. The record is from the annotation of a GenBank genome assembly. NCBI's taxonomy places the organism in Eukaryota, Viridiplantae, Streptophyta, Magnoliopsida, Rosales, Rosaceae.
AUGACGGCUCCAGUUCCUGUUCCUUUAGUGAAACUUAACCUCCAUUACUUCCCUGGUUCUAAGAUUCCUGAUUGGCUGAUGCAAUGGGAAUUGAAUAACCUAGGGAAGCUCUAUAUCAGGGUGGAAGCCUCUCGGGAAACAAUGCAAAUGGGUUGUCAAAAUGGUGUGCUUGAAGUUCUUGGAAAAGUUGCAGAUGGAUUGGCGGAAAAAAAUAUCUAA